Molecule: messenger RNA, 831 nt
Organism: Talaromyces rugulosus
Lineage: Eukaryota; Fungi; Ascomycota; Eurotiomycetes; Eurotiales; Trichocomaceae
Exons: 1
Coding region: 1-831 (276 amino acids)
Biological process (GO): double-strand break repair via break-induced replication; DNA-templated DNA replication
Cellular component (GO): GINS complex
Source: RefSeq, a predicted model, not a curated record
AUGGACAUCGACGACAUCCUCGCGUCGGUCCACCGCGACAACUUCACCUCCCCCGAAUCCACCGCGCUCGAUCACCAACAACUCACGCGUCUCUGGAUCGCCGAACGCGCCGUCUCCGAAUUACUACCCUGGCCCGAAGCCCUGAUGGAGCGCAUGAUGGAACGCGUGCGCACUCAGGUGGAAACAAUUGAGGACUUGACGGCGUCGUCGUAUGAUGCUGCUUCUUCUUCUGGCACCGGUCAAAACCAAAACCACAAUCAGACGGUGAAUUUGAAAUUGUCGAUUUUGCAAACCGAUCUCUCGCGCACGCAGUUCUUGAUUCGCUCGUUUUUGAGGCAGCGGAUUGCGAAAUUGACAAAAUAUGCUAUGCAUUAUUUGCUUCUGAUUUCGCCGCCGGGGUCGUCUGCGUCGCAACAGGCUAGCAGCAGUAGCAACAACAAUAAUAGCACUCGAACAGAAGAUACAAUACCAAACCCGACCACAUCAGCGACUACAUCCACAUCUCCGCUCUCCCCCGAAGAAGCCAAAUUCCUCUACUCGCACCAACACCUGUUAGCAACCCACUACAGCGACAGUUUUCUUGCGUCUUUCCCGCCACAACUACGCCGAUUAGACGAUAAUGCGGGGGGAACAAGUAUGGUACAGGGCCCGGAUUCCAAGGAAGUUUGUUUUGUGCGUGUGCUUGUUGAUGAAGUGACUGUCGUGGUUCCCGCGGAUGAUACGCUGAAUGAGGAUACCUUUGGGACGACGAUGAGGAUCGGGGAGGUUUGGGUGGCGAGGUGGGAAGGUGUGAGAAGGGCGUGGGAGAGGGGGGAGGUUGAGGUUUUGUAA